This is a messenger RNA of Dioszegia hungarica, 786 nucleotides long. RefSeq lists its product as uncharacterized. Gene Ontology annotation, cellular component: intracellular anatomical structure. The record is from RefSeq and is a predicted model, not a curated record. Gene Ontology annotation, molecular function: pyridoxal phosphate binding. The transcript has 4 exons. Bases 1 to 786 code for a protein of 261 amino acids. NCBI's taxonomy places the organism in Eukaryota, Fungi, Basidiomycota, Tremellomycetes, Tremellales, Bulleribasidiaceae.
AUGGAGACCGACCUGUCCCUCGACUACACCCCGGAGCGCCGCGCGGAGCUCGAAGAGAAUGUCGCCGAGGUUCUGGCGGAGAUCAAGGCUGCCUCGCAGGAUAUUACGCCCUUCAAGCCUGCUCGCUUAGUGCCCAUAUCAAAGAUCAAGCCGGCGAGUGAUAUCAAGGCGUUGUACGAUGCGGGACAUCGGCACUUUGGCGAGAACUACAUUCAAGAGCUAGCGGACAAGGCACCUGUGCUGCCAAAUGAUAUCAAGUGGCACUUUGUCGGCGCACUUCAGUCCAACAAAGCAAAACUUGCAGCUUCCAUCCCCAACCUGCACCUCCUCGAGACCCUCUCCAGUAUCAAAGUCGCCGACCUCCUCCAAAAGAACCUUUCCGCCGAACAAACCCUCAACGUGUACAUCCAAGUAAACACCUCUGGCGAAGAUGCCAAGUCCGGUCUCCCACCCCUCACUUCCUCUUCGUCUCCCUCGGACCCUUUACCCGAACUCGCACUUCACGUCAUUCGGAACUGUGACCGCCUGCACCUGCUCGGGUUGAUGACCAUCGGAAGCUGGGAUCAUAGCCACGAGGACAUGUCAAAGCCCAACCCUGACUUUUCGUGCUUGACAGAGACGCGCGACCAGCUCGCGCGGAUAUUGAAGGACGAGGGACACGAGUCUAAGGAUGAGCUGGAGCUGAGUAUGGGCAUGAGCGCGGAUUACGCCAAGGCGAUCAAGGAGGGAAGCAGUAGUGUACGGGUGGGCACCAAGAUCUUUGGGGAGAGGCCAAAGAAGCAGUAA